AUGGAACUUGGAAAAUUCUUCGUGCUGGUUUUGGCCUGCAUUUUGCUCGUUUCGGGCAAUGCAGAUGCCAAAUUCACACGUGGGGAAAUCUCUACGGAACAGGACCAAUGCUGCUAUCGUCUCGUCAUAUUCGAUGAAAGUUAUGGACAGUGGGGAAGCAUACGACCGAACGAAGAUAGACUGACCUGUCGGGGGAAGAUCGAUAGGGUUAAAGAUCUUGAUUUUAAAAUCAAAUUGACUGGUCUUGAUCCUGUUUGUCAUGUGACUACUGAUGACAAUGGUUUCAAAUGGCUGGUUUGUCAAGGUACCAUCGACUUCGAAUCCCGACAGCGCCCACAGUACUAUUUUGUUCACCUGACUAAUUGCCGAUCCAACCGGAAAGGGUUAAGGAAUGUCUCGUUUUCUUUGCACAUGACAAAUGGAAACAAUCGUCUCAAAGAAUUCGCUGAAAAUCAGAAAUUCAUGAUGGAGACUGACUUGGCCUUCUUUCUUGGAUACGUGGUGAUGACUAUUGUGGCUACUCGAUUCAGAUACGUCUUGUCGCUGAGGAAACUACUGCACCUAACCUAUCGGUUAUUCUAUAGCAGUCUGUUCUUCAAGACAGUGUGUCUUCUACUCCUAAACAUCGAUUUAUCGAGGUUUGCCCGGACCGGACUUGAAAUGACUAAGAUGCAAGACGCUGCUGAGGUAUUCUCGUGGCUGUCUACGGUUUUCUUUGUGUGUGUUCUGCUGCUUGUGUCAAAGGGGUUCUCUAUCACCAGAGCUCAGAUAAGCCUACCUGGAACAGUGAAGACGAUAUGCUUUGGUUUCAUCUACUUGACCUUCUACACUAUCGUCUUCUUUGACCAACGUGUGCUCCUGGACCCCCAAGACAUCAUUGUUAGUAUGACGUCACUAUCAGCAAGCGGUUUGAUUGGCCUAAAGUUUACUGGUUCUAUCAUUUUCGUAUACGGCUGUAUCGUGACGAUCAAGAACCACCCAAGAAAGGUGCCCUUCUAUUUACCAUUCACUAUCUUCUUUAGUGUUUGGUUUGUAGCUGAGCCUACCUAUCGACUUCUAUACUUGUACGUCUACCCAGUUCUGAAAAGUCCUAAUAUCUGGAAUGGGAUCGACCUGGCUUUGUGUUUUACUGGACAUGCCUAUUUCCUGUACAUAACGCGACCGGACCGUCUUAAUAAACGGUUCCCUUUCCAUCUGCGAGCAGGCAAGGUUUCAUUCCGUGAUAUCGAUGAGGACGUAGAAGAUCUCUAUAUUCCAUCGAAGGACUUCUAUUCCAUUUUCCAAACUGGAAAGAAAUCGGAUAUCAGAACUGGAACGACAUUGACUAUCCCUGAAGGACCCCAGCACUUCCAAACACCAGUGUUGCCUUUCAACGCACCAUCGGAAGAGUGCCUGGCUGUCCUUCUCCGACCAUCCUUACCGGAGAUACCAACCGUGUCUGCUACUGUUGACCUAUCAUACCGAACACCAUCAUCAGAGAUACCAACCGUGUCUGCUCUUGUUGACCCAGCAAACCGAACACCAUCACCGGAGGUACCAACCGUGUCUGCUACUGUUGACCCAGCAUACCGAACACCCUCACCGGUUAUACCAACGGUAUCUGGUACUUUCCAGAAACAGACGCUUGCAACGUCCUCGGUAUUUGUUUCCAUGCCUUCUGUAGUGGCUAGGCAGUCGAUGAAGAUCACUCCUGCUGGGUCACCAACCGGUCAGAAACAAUUUCCGAAGAAUGACGGCGCGGCAGUUGAGAUCUCCACGGCUUCUGUUCCAAAGGGAGGAUUCUCUAUAUUCGCCGUCCAGAAACAACCGGUGAGUACCCUUAGAUGUAUAGAUAACAAUGUUACAAAUAAUUUCAAAUAA
Molecule: messenger RNA, 1860 nt
Organism: Lytechinus variegatus (green sea urchin)
Lineage: Eukaryota; Metazoa; Echinodermata; Echinoidea; Temnopleuroida; Toxopneustidae
Product: transmembrane protein 145-like
Exons: 13
Coding region: 1-1860 (619 amino acids)
Biological process (GO): G protein-coupled receptor signaling pathway; response to pheromone
Source: RefSeq, a predicted model, not a curated record